CCUUUAGUCUAUUUUCAGCCCACAACUUCAGAGUUCUUUCUGUCCCCAUCCUACCUCAGUUCUCUAUCACUGUUCCUGUGUUCACAGUCCACGGUUGUGGAGCUCAGCGUGUGCCCUGAAGAGAGGAUGUUCCAGGCCAGAGCUGUGAUCCUGAGCACCCUCUUCCUGGCUUUCUUGCUGAGUCUCCAAGGAGCUGGGGCCAUCAAGGCGGACCAUGUCUCAACUUAUGCCAUAUUUGCACAAACCCACAGCCCAUCAGGGGAGUAUAUGUUUGAGUUUGAUGAGGAUGAGCAGUUCUAUGUAGAUCUGGACAAGAAGGAGACCAUCUGGCAUCUGCCGGAGUUUGGACGAGCCUUUAGCUUUGAUGCUCAGGGUGGAUUGACUAAUAUUGCUAUAGCAAAUUCAAACUUGAAUAUUCUGAUCAAGAGGACCAACCGUACCCAGGCACCCAAUGAUCCUCCUGAGGUGAUUGUGUUUCCCAAGGAGCCCGUAGAGCUGGGCGAGCCCAAUGUCCUCAUCUGCCAUGUGGACAGGUUCUUCCCACCUGUGCUCAAUGUCACCUGGCUUCGGAAUGGGCAGCCAGUCACUGUGGGUGUUUCCGAGAGCAUCUUCCUGCCCCGCACAGACUACAGCUUCCACAAGUUCCACUACCUGACCUUCCUUCCCAACACUGAGGACGUCUACGACUGCAAGGUGGAGCACUGGGGCCUGGACGAGCCGCUCCUCACGCACUGGGAGCCCCAGGAGCCCAUCCAGGUGACAGAGACAAUGGAGACCGUGGUCUGUGCCCUGGGCCUGGUCGUGGGCCUGGUGGGCAUCACUGUGGGGACUGUGCUCAUCAUCAGGGCUCUGCAAUCCAGUCGCGACCCCCGGGCCCAGGGUCCCCUGUGACGAAAUUCCUGAAAAGAAGAUUUAGGAAAAAUUUGAAUUCCAAGUUCUCUCCAAACUGUAGUCUCAGCUUAAUUCUCAAUUCCUGGGCUCUCCAUUCCACUGACCAACUUUCUUGAAGACCCUUCAAGUCUAUGGCUCUGCUAUCCUGAACUCACCUAAUCUCGUCUGAAGACACUUCAAGUCCUUAUUUGUGACCUUAAAGCAAUUAGUCCUUAGUAAUUAGUCCCAACAAAUAGAAGGUAAUGGAUCAGUGUUAAUAGUUCCACAGCACUGGUGUGAAGAUCAUCGCUCUUCUGGGGUUCAUAUCCUCUGGUUUCCUCUCCAAAGCCAUUCUCUGCCCCCUUCCUGAGUAUACCGAGGCCAAUAAAGUCUUCAGUUUUUCAGAGCCAA
Messenger RNA from Heterocephalus glaber (naked mole-rat), 1281 nucleotides. Its product is annotated as HLA class II histocompatibility antigen, DP alpha 1 chain. Lineage: Eukaryota; Metazoa; Chordata; Mammalia; Rodentia; Bathyergidae. Gene Ontology annotation, biological process: antigen processing and presentation; immune response. Gene Ontology annotation, cellular component: membrane; MHC class II protein complex. The record is from RefSeq and is a predicted model, not a curated record.